Molecule: messenger RNA, 1632 nt
Organism: Rhincodon typus (whale shark)
Lineage: Eukaryota; Metazoa; Chordata; Chondrichthyes; Orectolobiformes; Rhincodontidae
Product: UDP-glucuronosyltransferase 2A1-like
Exons: 1
Coding region: 1-1632 (543 amino acids)
Molecular function (GO): UDP-glycosyltransferase activity
Source: RefSeq, a predicted model, not a curated record
AUGCAAUUUACUCUCAACAUGGAGUGUCUUGAAUGGAAAAGUAGGUUCCAGGUCGCAUACGUUCUGAGUAUCAUUAUGAUUCUAUCAUGUCCAAUUAACGAUGGUGCUAAUAUUUUGGUUGUACCUAUCGAAGGUAGUCAUUGGGUCAAUAUGAGAAUUCUAAUCGAAGAGCUGAAACUUCAUGGUCAUGAUAUCAGUGUGCUAUUUUUCUCAACAGCUUGGUACAUCAAAGAAAGGCCAGAUCUAUAUCAAUCCAUUGUGGUUGAAAUGCAAGGAUUCCUUAAACAAAGUUCAAAUGAAGAAUUUAUAGCACAAUUUGUACAAAAUAAACUAAAAGCCAUGAAGAAUGAAUCAACAUUAUGGACUUUCGUGGAGUUCCAAAAUGAUGUGUCAGCAUUUCUGCACAAAUAUCAUAGCUGGGCUCAAAAGUUUAACACUGCAGUUUUUGAAAACAAAACUUUGUUAAAACGACUUGAAAGUGCAAACUUUGACUUAAUACUCACUGAUCCCUUUUUUACAACAGGUGCAAUGCUGGCAUAUUAUUUAAAACUCCCCUUGGUAUAUAAUGUUCGUUUACUUAGCAGUGGAGAUGCUCAUUUUCUAAUUGCCCCAUCACCACUGUCCUAUGUGCCAUUCCUUGGCUCACGAUUGACAGAUAAAAUGAGUUUUCUCCAAAGAACACAAAAUGUCAUCAUAAAUCUUUUUCAACUAUGGAUUACAGAAUUUAUUGUUCACCCAAUUUACAAUGAACUCUGCCAUCGUUAUCUGGGCCCAGACACAGAUGUCAAGACUAUUCUUCUAAGGGCAGAUGUGUGGCUGGUGAGAGUAGAUUUUACAUUUGAAUUCCCGAGACCCACCAUGCCAAAUAUUGUUUAUAUUGGAGGAUUCCAGUGUAAACCAUCCAAACCUCUGGAGACAGAGUUUGAAGAGUUUGUCCAGUCCUCAGGGGAACAUGGGAUUAUUGUCAUGUCAAUGGGGACCAUUGUUGGCUCUUUGCCAAUGCAUAUGACAAUGAAAAUAGCAGAGGCCUUUGCUCAAGUACCUCCGAAAGUUAUCUGGAGACAUGAUGGAAAUAUCCCUCCCAACAUUGGAAAUAAUACACUACUGGCAAAAUGGAUCCCUCAGAAUGAUCUACUCGGGCAUCCCAAAACACGAGCCUUAAUUUGCCAUGGUGGCACCAAUGGAGUUUACGAAGCCAUCUAUCAUGGGGUGCCAGUAGUUGGAAUGCCAUUGCUUUUUGACCAGUUUGAUAAUUUACUCAGACUUGAAAUCCGAGGUGCAGCAAAAGUGAUUAACAUUGCAACCAUGCAGUCAACGGAUCUAUUGCAGGCACUGAAUGAGGUUAUACAUAACACCUCUUAUCGGGAGAAUAUGCAGAAACUCUCUGCUCUCCACAGAGACCAACCCGAGACUCCGAUGGAGAGAGCUAUUUUCUGGAUUGAAUAUGUUGCUCGACACAAAGGGGCAGCACAUUUGCGGUCAGAGUCUUACCGACUCCCCUGGUUCGUUUACUAUUGUGUAGAUGUGAUGACCUUCCUGUUGUCACUGUUCAUUAUGGUUGCAGUGGUGGCAGUCCUACUAUUGAAGAAAAUUUGUAAAAUUGCUUGGAAGAGAAAGCAAAAAACUCACUGA